CAUUGACAUUUUGUGUUAUUGUAAAUAUAACACAGUGUAAAAAAAAACAAUAUUAAAUCUAAUAAGUAAACAAAAUGGUUAUAGCAAUAGGAUUUGAAGGUAGCGCAAAUAAACUAGGAAUAGGAAUAGUAAAAAAUGGUGAAAUACUUGCAAAUUGUAGAAGAACGUACAUAACUCCGCCAGGCGAAGGUUUUUUACCAAGAGAAACAGCAGAGCACCAUCAACAGAAUAUUCACGAGGUUCUCAAAGAGGCGUUGGAUCAAUCUGGAAUAAAACCAGAUGAUAUAGAUGUAGUCUGCUACACAAAGGGGCCGGGCAUGGGCGCCCCCCUGAUGGUGUGUGCUAUCGUGGCUAGGACAUGCGCAAAAUUGUGGAAUAAGCCUAUACUUGGUGUCAAUCAUUGUAUUGGACAUAUAGAAAUGGGAAGAUUGAUAACCAAAGCAAAUAAUCCCACGGUAUUAUAUGUGAGUGGUGGAAAUACACAGAUUAUUGCAUAUUCAAGACAAAGGUACAGGAUAUUUGGUGAGACCAUCGAUAUUGCCGUUGGUAAUUGUUUAGAUAGGUUUGCCAGAGUAUUAAAGCUAUCUAACGCACCUAGUCCUGGUUACAAUAUUGAACAAAUGGCAAAAAAGGGAAAGAAAUUUCUACAAUUACCAUAUUGUGUUAAAGGUAUGGAUGUCAGUUUCUCAGGAAUAUUGUCGUUUAUGGAGGAUAGAAUAGAUGAAUUACUAAAAGAUUACACACCAGAAGACCUUUGCUAUUCUUUACAAGAAACUUUAUUUGCUAUGUUAGUGGAAAUCACUGAGAGGGCCAUGGCUCACUGUGGAUCAGACGAAGUGUUAAUAGUCGGUGGUGUGGGCUGCAAUGAACAUUUACAAGAAAUGAUGGGUGUUAUGUGUUCAGAACGUGGUGCUAAAAUAUUCGCAACAGAUGAGAGGUUCUGCAUAGAUAACGGAGUUAUGAUAGCCCAUGCUGGGGCUCUUGCUUAUGAAAGUGGAAGUAGAAUGGAGUUCAAAGAUGCGACCAUUACUCAGAGAUACAGGACUGAUGAUGUGUUAGUCACUUGGAGAGAUGAUUGAAUAAAUGUUUUUAUAUUUU
Messenger RNA from Melitaea cinxia (Glanville fritillary), 1098 nucleotides. It is a transcript of the gene Tcs3, whose product is annotated as probable tRNA N6-adenosine threonylcarbamoyltransferase. The coding region runs from base 75 to 1079 and encodes 334 amino acids. The transcript has 7 exons. Lineage: Eukaryota; Metazoa; Arthropoda; Insecta; Lepidoptera; Nymphalidae. Gene Ontology annotation, cellular component: cytoplasm; EKC/KEOPS complex. The record is from RefSeq and is a predicted model, not a curated record. Gene Ontology annotation, biological process: tRNA threonylcarbamoyladenosine modification.